AGAUAACUAAAUUAUCUCUUUAUCUCACUAUAUAAUCUUAAGUGCCUGCAAAAAAUAUUUAGAAACUCAAGAUGCGGAGAAAAAUUGUUGUGACUGUGUUUCUUAUAUCAGUAGCAAUAUGGCAUACUCACGCUGCAACAGUAAAGACGUCGAGUGGUGACAGUCAGUCAUCAUCAAACAAGAUAAGCCUUUCCAAUGACACGGGAUCCUUAAGUCGCGAGAAUUCAACAAACACAUCCUACGCGAAGAACACGACGAACACAACAGAUACAUCAAACACAGACGAUGGAUCCCGAACUUAUUCUGCAAACGGGACCGAUUUCUUAUCUCUUAUCAGUCUACGGAAUGCAGAAAAUUCUACUAACCAAGAAAGUACGUCAUCAUCCAAUAAUGAAACUUCAGUAUUAUCCUCAUCCACUUAUGAUGGUAAAAAUACAACAAGAUCCUUAGACACGUUAAGCACAUUCACUUCAAGUUCCACAAAUUCUACAAAUAUCACAUCUGAUUCAGAACUUGAUAGAUUAAUCGAUGCAAUAGAUAAAUUGUAUGUGAAAAUCCGAAAGUCUUCAGAUAAUGCACAGGAAAAUUACGUACGGGAUUCCUCAAACUCAACGAACACAACCUCAAACGCAAAAAUUACGACCUCUCAAAACAAAACAGAAACCUUAGACUCUUUGACAUGGAAUGACUCAUCCCAAUCAAAUUCUAUAAAUACAACCGAGGAAACGAAGUUUUUAAAUUCUACUGAUGUUCUAAUAUCUUCUGCAGAAAAUACCACCAGCUCCACAAACUUAAGAUUCUCUUCAGAUACAACAAGUGCUUCAAAUAUUUCAAAAAGCUCCGAAAUCUACAAUUCAGAUACUGAAAACUCUACAAGUUCAAACAACAACACAAAUUCUUUCGAAUCGAAUAACUUUUGGAAUACUACUGAGAUUAAAAGUAAUAAAACUACAAAUGAAUCUACCGAAACAUCAUUUGUGAAUUCUACGAUUUUAUCAAAUGAAACCAAUUCAGCAAUAUCAAUAAAUUCAGAAAACACAACAAAUACUAUUGAUUCUAGAAUUUCUGAGAAGUUAGACUUGACAAACUUGACUGAUGUCUUAGCUACAACCAACUCAUCAUCUGAAAUUUAUACAUUAGUUUCUUCCACAACAAAUUCAACGAAUUUAACCAACACCUUGUCCAAUUCCGACAAAAAUACAGUAGCGAGCUUGUCAAAUACUCAGCAAAACAUAACAUCAGAUAGCACAAACAAAACUAGUUUGUCAAUUCUAGCAAAUAAUAUGGACUCACUUGCAACAAGAACAACUUUACAGACUUCUAACUCAACGAAUUCAAGUGAUUACUCUGAUUUGCAUAGUUUGGAAUUGAACUCUACUUCAAAUUCGACAACUGUUUCGGAUAAUGACAGUUUAGUCACCUUAACGAUAAAUUUGGAUUUAACCGAUUUUGAAACUUCAAAUCAAACAAACUUAGCGCAAAAAUUCGUGACAGCAAAUUCGUCAAUAGAAGAAGAUAGAUUUAUUUCGUCUUCUUCCAACUGGACAACCGCUAAAAAUAGCUCGUCUAAUGUAGAUGAUACAGAUAUAUUGAGAACACAAAAUUCCUCUAAAAUCUCGACAUCAGGUGAAUUUAAUUCAACAAGUACAGACGUCAUAAAUGAUUCAACAGUAAAAAAAAUAUACACUGCCUCUGACUCCAGUCAAUCUACUAACACAACUGAUUCAGCUGAUGAGACAAGCUUCUUGAAAUCUGGAUUAUCAUCAAACUCGACGAGAGCUGAAUUUUCAGAAAGUGCAGUUAACUCAACCAAAAGCGUUGAUUCUGUAUCCAUUGAAUCAUUAAGCAACAUAAGCUCAAUUGAUAAUUCAGAUGUCACAAACACAACCAAUAUUUUAGACAUUUUGAAUUCACUAACAUCAAACUCGACAGUAUCAACAAACAUUAUAGCUGAUUCGGGUUCCACAAACUCACAAAAUUCUUUGAGUUCCAGCAAAAAUUCCACAUCUGAUACUACAAACACCACAAACUCAGUCAAUAUUAGAGGAAAUUCAAGUUCAGAAUAUACAAUAGCAACAUUUGAUACUACAGAAAACACAAAUUAUACUGACUCAAGAGACAUUUUUAGUUCUAAUUCUGAGUAUUCAUCAAACUCAACAAAUGCUACUCAUGCUGUGAAUUCAAUCAACUCAACAGUAAAUGCCAACUCUUCAUCGUUGGAAACAACUAACUCAACAAGUACGGCGGAUAAGUCAAAUCUUUUAGUUUCUUUAUCGUCAACAGAUGUGUUAACAUCGUCUACAUCAAAUUCUACAGUAACAAAUAAUUAUUUAACUAAAUUAGACAGCACAAACUCUUCAAAUACGUCUACAAUUCAAGACACGUCCAUAUCAGAUAAAGUCAAUUCUUCGACCAAUACAGAUACUUCUUAUGAAUAUGAAUCAGUUAACUCGAUUGAUAAUUUUGAUAUCAAUAACAUUACCAUUUCUACAGAUUCUGCUGAAACUUUUGGAAACAAGUCCAUUUACGACUUACAAUCAAGUUCAGAAUCUAAUACAACGAGUAUAACAAACCUGAUGGAUACUUUGGACUCAUCAACUUUAGACAUAACAAGCGCUUCAAAUAUAAAAGUAUUUAAAGACCUUACGCGUUCUUCAGGCUCAGUGGAUAUUUAUUUAUCAUCUAUAUUGAAUGACUCUGUUAUAACAAAUUCUACAUCAGAAACAUCCUUCGCAGAUUUAGAAAAUCAAGCAAAUACGACUGAAGUGGUAAGGUCAAAUGAAACGAUAGCUUGGAAUUCAACAGCAACUUCAGAUUCUUUGCGCUCUAACUUUCAAAGUGUGGAUAAUGAAUCGAUAACUUCCAUCAGUGACAAUACCAAUAGUGUAAACACGAUUGAACAAUUAGCUAAUUCUACAUCUACGGUAAGAAAUUCAAGAUCAUCAAGUUCAUCGGUUCCUAUAAAUGAUUCGAAAUCAAAUAGUUCUCAAGAUUCCACUGAUACUUCUACCUCUAACAACACGAUAACUGUAACUUCGACUGGAAGUAAAGAUAUUUCGACUUCUAUAUCAACGGAAGAUAUAGAGACUACUUUUUCAACGAAUGAAAAUGCCGUAAGAAAUAAAACGGAAGUUAUAGAUACAACAACUUUGACGAUGCUUAAAAAUAAUACUGAUUCCUCAAGUACUACCAUCACCACUGAUACUACUGAUAAUGCGACAAUCAUUACAAUUGUUACAACUAAUACGACUGUGACUGUAGAUGAUGAAGUAACAAAUAUAACAGAAGUCAUAGUUGUUACUAAUAUAACCAGUAACACGAAUACAACAGAAGACAUAGAAACAAGUGAUAUUGUAGACGUAAUAACUACCACCGUCUUCACGAAUACUACAAUUAUUACUAUAUCUAUUAAUGGUAACGAAACAACUGUAAGUACAGCGAGUACUAACAGUACUGAUGUAAUUGAAACGACAUCAAUUGAUGAUAUUAUAAGUAGAAGGACGACUGUCAUCUUAUCAAACAGUUCGGAUAUUUUGACUAGCGUAAUAACUCAAGACAUAUCAAAUGAAACUAUCACGAGCGAAUCUAGAAAUACAACACUUGGACUCGCAGUAAGGGGUGGUGUGGUAAAUGAUACAAAUAGUUUUUGUAACUCACUUGGAUAUUUUGCUGAUUCAGACUCUACGGACUGUACUAGUUACAUAGAAUGUCAAGAAAAUGUAGAUGGUACUUACGUCCAGGCUACGUUAACUUGUCCCGAAAAUACAUAUUACAAUCCUGCUACCACGUUAUGUGAUUUCGACUACGAGUGCACGACAGAUUUAGGGUCGAGCGAUUCCAAUUCUACAUCAACAGAAAAUCCGGAUACAAUAGAUUCUUCAAAUUCGACUAGUUCUACAAACUCAUCCGUCGUAUGUACAGUCCGUGGUUUCGUGGCCGAUCCAGAUUCUGAAGAUUGCAGCAGUUAUAUAGACUGUCAAGAAAACGCGGACGGUAGUUUAACGCAAGUAAUAUCUACUUGUCCUGAUAACUCAUAUUUCGACCCCGAUACGGCUUUAUGUGAUUUUGACUUCAAAUGUCCUUCUGACUCGAAUAGCUCAAUGGACAAUACGGAUUUAACAGAUUCUUUUAAUUCUACAUGGUCUACUAAUUCAUCCUUUAUAUGUACAGGUCAAGGAUACUUUGCUGACCCAGACUCUUCAAACUGUACAAGCUAUAUCGAAUGUCAGCUAGAUAAUGGCGAUUAUAUAGAAGUUCCUUACGUUUGCCCAGAAAACACAUACUACAAUCCUAACACAACUUUAUGUGACUUUGAUUACAUAUGUACGACAGAAACAGGCUCUGACAAUUCCAGUGGGUCAGACACAGAUAGCUCGGAUACCGAUAUACCAGAUUCCUCUAAUUCAACUUUCAACUGUACGACGCAAGGGUUCUUUGCUGAUCCAGACUCUGUAAACUGCACUACUUACAUAGAAUGUCAAGAAGACAGUAGUGGUGCUUAUACAUAUAUCACAUAUCCUUGCCCUGGUGGAACUUAUUAUAAUCCCAAUACAACCUUAUGCGACUUUGACUAUAAUUGUCAGAGUGGAUCAGAUGGAGGCGAUGCAGAAGCUACGUUUACCUGCACAAGUGAUGGCAGGUUUGCCAACAGCGCUGACAGCACGUGUCAGACUUACUAUUACUGCGUAGAAUUGAACGACGGGACAUUCUCGAAGUCUGAAUACACGUGCCCAAGUAUCUCAAUGUUCCAUCCAACCAACAAAAUUUGUACGAUGGACUACGUUUGUCCGACCCAGUCAAUAUCAGUCACCUCAGUCUAAACCUUAAUAUUUUUUUAAUAUUGGUGAUUGGAAGAAACUUUGAUAAUUUGUAAAUAGAACAGUGUAUAGCUUGUUUAUAAGUAUUAUAUUAAAAUAUAAAACAAAUUAUACACUGGAAUUAAUAGAGAUUAAUUAAGAGCACAAGUUACAAACAAAGUUUGUGAAAUACACAUUAAAAUAAACAAUUACUUCCAGGCCAUAUAUGUAUGUGAUAAUUGUAACUUUCUUUGAAUUAAAACAGUCAAAGAUAACAGCAGUGUUUUAUUUGGACGUGAUAAGUUGGCAUUGCAACAGCAUUUGGAUGUUAAAAUAAAGUCAAGUUGAAAAUCUUA
This is a messenger RNA of Trichoplusia ni (cabbage looper), 5152 nucleotides long. Its product is annotated as serine-rich adhesin for platelets-like. Gene Ontology annotation, cellular component: extracellular region. The coding region runs from base 72 to 4820 and encodes 1582 amino acids. Gene Ontology annotation, molecular function: chitin binding. Lineage: Eukaryota; Metazoa; Arthropoda; Insecta; Lepidoptera; Noctuidae. The transcript has 2 exons. The record is from RefSeq and is a predicted model, not a curated record.